CUCACUCUCUUCGACUUUUCCCGUCUAUCGCGCUUGUCACCGUCGAUCAAACCGCUUAGAGAACAAUUCGGCCAAGAGUUGACCGCGGUCGACUUCUCCUUCUGUCCCGUUAGAAUACUCUUGUCACCCGCAGUCUUUCUGCCAGUGCGCCCGCCAACCCUCCGCGGUCACGGCGACGUUCUGGUCCUGCGUUGAUAAGAGUUUCUGACACACAAAUUCUGGGCACAUGAGUAGCAAGCUUUGGGGUUUCUUUCUCUACGAUGAUGUCGAGAGCUUCCAGCGCUUCCUGGCAACUGCCACUGGAACGGCAGGGAAUGGAGGCAGCUUGAAGGCUGGGAGCCCUGGGUUAGGACUGACAUCUUCGCCGGGGGUUCCAACCAGAAGCAAGAAGCUGAGUGGGACUUCUCCCGGGACUCCGAUUCCCGAGCGUGGGGUCAAUUUACGCACUGGUAAGACCCUGUCCAGGGAAGAACUGAACGUCCGGGACAAAUACGGGCGCACACUUCUACACCUUGUGGCAUCAUCGACAAAACCCACAGCGAUAGACUUUGCCGUUGCCUUGCUCCAGGUUCCUUUCCUGGACAUCUAUGCGCAAGACUGGGAGAGCGGCUGGACGGCCUUGCAUCGAGCCCUCUAUGCGGGAAACGCUACAAUCGCACAGGCCCUGAUGGUCCGGGACAUGCGCGACGCCACGGACUUCAGCAAAGCGGGCAACUCCGGGCUCCCGGUUGGAAGUUUGAUUCGAAUUAAGGAUCGAGAGGGAUACAGCCCGUUUGAUGUGUACGCAGCCACGAUAGCGGCGCGAGACAUUAAACGAAGCUCUGAUUCUCUCACAUCCGGAAAAUCGUUUGCGGAGGUUGAGCAUAACGAUCUCACCUCUGAGCUUUCAUCGGAGGAAGAUGAUCCUGACUACGACAGCCGCUUUAGCAGGGGUGUCUUGAAGCCAAGCACCAAUCUAAACGGCGACGAGGUCUUUACAUUCGGCAGUAACAAGAACCUGAAUCUUGGUGUUGGAGAUCAGGAUGAUCGUCAGUUUCCAGAGCGUAUUACCCUCAAGAGACCAGGGCAUCUUCUGGAACGACUUUUCCGUGAAUUUCAGGAACAGCGAUCGGAGGCUGGCAAGGCCGAUGCUCAACAGGACUCAGACAAUGCAAGUGCCAAUGAUCUUCCUGCAAUUGUGAAAAACAAACAUAUCAAGAUCCAAGAUGUUGUUAUGUCUAAGCUUCAUACGGCUAUCCUUACCACCGAUCCCGAGUCGAACCUUUUCUUGUGUGGCUUUGGCCCCGGUGGACGACUAGGCACUGGGGACGAAACCACACGUUUCACUUUCGUUUGCAUCGAGGGCGGAGGCCUUGCCAAUAAGAAGGUGGUCUCCGUGGCCCUAGGCCAGGACCACACUCUUGCAAUCACCGAGAAUGGGGAAAUCUUCAGCUGGGGAAGCAACAAGUACGGUCAGUUGGGGUACAGCUUGCCAAGGUCCAACAAUCAGGACGAUGUGCCCCUGCAAAAGCAACCCCGACAAAUUUUCAAUCCUUUCAAGAAGGAGCUAAUCAUCGGGGCGGCUGCAUCAGCAGUUCACUCCGUUGUCUUCAGCAAUUCUGGUCUUUAUACUUUCGGCAAGAACGAAGGACAACUCGGACUGAUUGACUCCGAUGCUCGAUCGCUUGAAAUGCAGAUGAUUCCUCGACGCGUAGGAGCAUCUUUGUUCAGUGCUCCCAUUCAGAGUGUAUCCGCGAUCGACCAGGCAACAUCGGUUCUUCUUCAGAACCAUGAAGUAUGGGUGUUUUCCCAGUAUGGUUACUCGAAACUAUCUUUCCCGCUAGAUGUCAGUUCCAGGUUUAUCAAAGAUAGUUUCAUGGCCACGAGAUAUGGCUCCUCUGUUAACCAAGUGGUCAAAGUCAAAUCCGCUGGCAAUACCAUCUGCGCUCUGUCAAGUUUUGGAGAGGUAUACACAGUGCAAGUCAAUAAGACAGAGGUCCCCUCAACGUCAACAUCGACGACAAAUCCAUUCAAACCUCGGAACUCCAUGUCGGCACCGACUAGGAUCUGGUCUGUGAAAAGAUCUCAUAUGGCAGCAAGGGAUUUUGACGUUGGGCAGGAUGGGUCGGUCAUUAUUUGUACCGUAUCCGGUUCUGCUUGGAGCAAAGAGAAGCGCAGGAAGUCAAAAGACUCGGCCAAGGACUACAAAUUUGCUAGGAUACCUGGGUUGUCUCGAGUGAUCGGAGUUUCCAGCAAUGCUUAUGGGGCCUUUGCAGCCGUACAGCGCGACUGUGAGGUAACUCAGGAGCAGAUUGUUGUUUCUCAGCCGACCUUAUGGGCGGACUACCUCCCCUUGUCUCCUUUCAGCUCAUUUAGAGACACAGUCAGCUCGGUGGAUGUGGUCGGAGGCGAUAGCCAAGACUCAAACCCAGCCUUCCUUAUCAAGAAAGCGAUAUUGGAAGCCUCGGAAAUCGAGCCUUACUUCGAAUCUUCGCAAACCCACGCAUUUCCCGGAGUCAUCUGGAUCAAGACAACAUCUUCGGACAUACGACUUCCUGUUCACGAAUUCAUCUUGACUGGACGGAGUUCAGUCCUUCGUGAGAUCCUUCAUAGCUUCCGGCAUACAGAUCGUCCUUCUUCACUUGAUAUCUUAUCGAUUGAGCGUGACAAUGAGGGCCAUAUGCAACUUACCUUUCAAUCCUUGGACAUCUUCACCAUUCUGAAUUUAGCUUUGUUUUUGUACACAGAUGAGAUAUUGAAUGUCUGGCACCAGGCUAGACAGUCAUCAGAGAAGUCUUUACAAUAUCGCCAGGUCCGGAGCGAAGUGAUGCGUGUCGCCACUCAUCUCAAUCUACCAACUCUGGAACGAGCUUCCAGGCUGAUGAUCGAACCGACAAAGGCUCUGCGGCAUGACAUGGAGCGCGCGAUUCGUGAUCCUGCUUUCUUCGACAGUGGAGAUGUGAUCAUCGACUUGAAAGGGGGUGAGGUCCAGGCUCAUAGCCAUGUCCUGUGUCAGAGGUGCCCCUUCUUCAGUGCAUUAUUCUUCGGUCGCUCAGGUGGUAGAUGGCUCUCAUCGCGCCGUGCUCAUACAGACGCCAUUAUUCAUGUUGACCUCAAGCAUAUUGACCAAUAUGUGUUCGACUUUGUACUUCGGUACCUAUAUGCCGACACCGAGGAGGAGCUUUUCGACGAUGUCAAGUCAAAGGAUUUGGACGAGUUCAUUGAUCUGAUAAUCGAUGUUGCAUUUGUAGCGAAUGAGCUGAUGAUUGACCGAUUGGCUCAGAUCUGUCAACAAAUGCUUGGGAAGUUCGUGCAUACCCGCAAUGUCUGCCACUUGCUUAAUGUGGUCACGCCAUGCUCCGUGAAAGAGUUUAGGGAUGCGGCUCUAGAAUAUAUCUGCCUCAAUCUCGAGGAUCUACUGGCAAACAGGUUAUUGGCAGAUCUCGAUGAGUCCUUGCUCGAAACCCUUGAUUCUGUCUGUCGUGAUAAUCAGUUGACCAGUUUACCUGUGUCAAGAGGACGCAAUUCCGAGGAUUCUAUUUUCGAGAGAUAUCCGGAGCUUGCGACUGCCAUAGAAGGUGACAGGAGGCGGAAGAUCGAUUUCAUGAGGCUGAGACCGCACCUGAAUCGUAUUGACAGCUCUGAAGGAAAGCCUCGUGCAACAAGCAACGAGAAGGCUCCAUCCCCUUCGGUUUCAAAGGUCAAACCGGGCCCAGCCCAGGAUGGAGCGCAGUCCGCCUCUCGCAGUCCGCUACUCAAGUCCAGACAGUCGACUACCGAUUUGAUGUUCCAGAUGGACGACGAGUUUUCGCUGUCCCUCACCGACCCUGGGAAAGGCAAGAUAGCAAUUCGUGAUGUUAAACAAGUCGCCGCAGCGGAUACACCGCUAUCCAUCGACUCACCAGCUCUCCGAGCUAGUCCAUAUGAUGGGGGCUCCCUGGAUGCCAGCUAUUUAGAUGCCCAUAUGGCCUCGCCGUUGGAUCCAGCUCUCUCAGAAUCACCCUCCGCAUCCCGCGCCGCAGCACGCCAUAGGAAACAAGAUUUAUUCUCUUCACCUCCAAGCUCGAGCACCCAGACCCCAUGGAGCGCAUCGGCAAUUUCCACGUCAAAGAAGAAUCUCAAGGAUAUUAUGAAUGAAACCUCAGGCAACCGGAUCUCAAAUCUCAGCCUAGGCAUGUCUGCUCGUCGAGAGAGUACCAGUAACCCUGCGCCGAAGAUGUCGCAGAAGGAGCGCAGGAAGAUUCAGCAGCAGCAGAUGCAGGAGAUGCUUGCUGCUCAGCAAAAGGCAAAAGAGGCGCCUGAAAAUCCGUGGAAAAUGUCCACCCCAGGCAAACCUGCUCCUAUAGCGAGUGGACUAGGUAGUCCUGCUGCAGAGUCUGCGAAGGCUUCUCCCAAACCCUCCAUGACCCUCCGCCAAACUGUCGCCGGGACGCUCUCGGCAGCUCGCACGAAACCCAGCUCUAUCCCCGCGCAGACCCCAGGCCGUGGGGGACCCGCCAAUGUUCAACAUACGCCCUCGCGGCCUCAACCUUCGAAAUCCAUCACCCCAACUCCAGCCUCCUCCAACCCCCUCGCCACUCCCCAACCGGCUAUCCAGUCUAUUCGCCACAUCCCGCGCCCCGAACCAUACCAGACGAGUUUUCACUCUCCUUCCUCCAGCUCCCUCUCCCUCGCCACGAUCCUCAUGCAACAACAAACCGAAAAGGACGAGAUCCGCGAAGCAGCGACCGCAAAACACAAUCUCGAAGACAUCCAACUCGAGCAAGAGUUCCAAGCGUGGUGGGAUAAAGAGAGUCGACGCAUCCAGGGCCUCCCGGACCCCGACACGACGGCCCCGUCCGCCGCCGACAAAGAAGAGAAGGGGACCUCGCGGUCAAAUCGGGGCCGAGGCAAAGGCAAAGGAAAAGGACAGGGCAAAGACCUAGGUCAGCAGCCACCGCUACAGCAGCAGCAGCAACAGCAGCAACAGCUCCCGCACCGCAAAAAGCGCGGAAAAGGCCUUGCUGGUUCGGCAGACGCAUCGACUUCGUCCGCACAACCCCAACCUCUCCGUAACGAAUCUACCACCAUGAUCACUCCAUCCGCACAGAACGGCCAUCAUCCUCAUCUGACACCUCGUCGUGACGCUCAACCUCGAACCAUUCCGAACGGGAAUCAUCUCGAUGGACGAGGAGCCGCGGCCGGCGGAUCCAGUGGAAGCGGUGGUUCACGACGCGGAGGUGGAGGUGGUGGCGGAGGUAGAGGUGGUGGUAGCGGUGACAGCUCUCGUGGACGCGGCAAACCUCGGGAAAAGACCUCCGCUUGAAAUGGAAUCUCACACACUCACACAUCUAAAUACAUACACAUAUACAAACAACAUCCACCUGUACCACCUCCCGGCGGUGUGUGUGCGUCAAUAACGUUUACACCCCCUCAUGUUGCUAUGAGCUUUCUGCAUAGAAUUUUUUUUUACCUUUCGGUUCAGGGAAGGAAACUCUUUCUCCCACAAUGACAUAACAAUAGACACACUAC
Messenger RNA from Aspergillus aculeatus ATCC 16872, 5490 nucleotides. Its product is annotated as BTB domain and ankyrin repeat protein. The transcript is spliced from 3 exons. The record is from RefSeq and is a predicted model, not a curated record. Gene Ontology annotation, molecular function: protein binding. Bases 227 to 5284 code for a protein of 1685 amino acids. Lineage: Eukaryota; Fungi; Ascomycota; Eurotiomycetes; Eurotiales; Aspergillaceae.